Oreochromis niloticus (Nile tilapia) is the source of this 7974-nucleotide messenger RNA. It is a transcript of the gene ccdc120a, whose product is annotated as coiled-coil domain containing 120a. Lineage: Eukaryota; Metazoa; Chordata; Actinopteri; Cichliformes; Cichlidae. The record is from RefSeq and is a predicted model, not a curated record.
GAUUCCCGUGGAGAUGUGAAACGACUUCCUUUUGUGGUUUUAGUUUGACACGGCAGAGCGGAAGUGGAGGGGUGGUGACAGCGGAGAGCUUGUUGGUGGGACUCAGCUGAGAGUCAGAGAGAGCGAGUCAGAGCUCAGAGACGCUGAGAGGAGAAAAGCGGAGUUUAACUGACAAACGGGCGGGUUGAUCCGCGGGACUGAAGCUGUUUUAAUUCAUUUUUCUCGGCUCCUGUUGCGGAUGUGCCCGUCCUGAGGACAGCUGGAGCUGGACCACACCUGGUCUGCAAACAGGAUGGUUCAGACUCGCAGGUCAGAAGCUCUGAAGACUGUUUGCCUCCCUCUUCAGGCCCGUUGUGGAACUAAAGCUUCACCGUCAGCUAACAGCUAACCGAGCAGUAAGACGCCUAGUUAGUGAAGCAGUCCUGUGGUUGGUGUUCUGACUGUUGGAUGGCCACAGGAGUGAACUACUGGAACUCUUAUGAACCCAGUCGCAAGGUGAGAGAGAGUGUUUGGGGAGGUGAGCAGGAGUCGAGUAGUGAGGAAGGAGGAGGUGGAGAGGGCAUAUGGGACACACAAGCCAUGGAGGUCAAAGGUCAACUCAUCUCAGCACCUGACCCUCUCACCUGCCCAGACAGGAAGCAGAGGGAGCGAAUGGUUGAGCUACAGGAGAGGAGGCGGAGUCUCCAGGCGCUGCUUAGCAGCCGAUUGGCUGAGCUGAGACGCAUCUGUCUGCAGGAAGCUGAGCUGACGGGUGCAGUGCCCAGUGAUUUCCCCCUGGAGGCAGGCGAGAAGCCCCCCUGUGUUCGUAGGAGAGGUGGGACGUCCCGCCAGGGAAACAGGAAGUGUCGAGUAGAGGAGGAAGACGCUCAGCGUUCGAAGCCGAAGAAAAAUUUAUUCAGUGGAGCUCUGAGGAAACACAGCGACUCUGAACACAAUGCACACACACAGACACACACACACCACGGCAAGAGGACUGUCCACAGAGGCUGCCACACAGACGACACGGUGAGGUCAGAGAGCAGCUCGACAUCAGACUCAACAGGACACGACAAUGAUGACGGUGUGUCUCAGUGUCGCCCCCUGCUGGUUUCUUCUGGGUCUCCAGUGGAGGUUUUCUAUCAGAACAGAACCAGGAGGAACUCCCUGCACAACAGAACUGAGCAUCCGGACACCCAGAAGCCCCUCCCACUGCCUCCCUCACAACCUCCUCCACCUCCCCCUCGCUCUCAGGACUCCUCUUCCUCUGGCCCCUCUGACCCUGGAGCAGGAGGGGAGGCAGGACUCAAGGCUAACGGAGCUCGCCGUAGUAACAGCUCUGAUGGCCUCUUGGACCGCAUCACCCCUCCUGAGGAUGAUGUGGGGGUGCAGCAGGGGGGAUUGUGGGUAAACGGGCUGCCGGGGUCCAGAGGAACAAACACAGCCGGAGCAUAUUGGAACUCAGAGACGCUGACAGACGGACGGUCGAGGGCAAAUGGAGUCAGCGAUGGGAGAGGAAGAGGGGGAGGUGCAGGGCGAGGAAGAGGAGGAGGAAGGGGAGACAGAGGAGGAAGAGGAGUGGGGUACAGUGAUGUCCUGCUGGACUAUGUUUGGGGGAAACAGCAGCAGCUGCAGAGACAGCAUUCUCAGCCCCACAGACAGCCAAUCACAUCGCAGCAGCAGCUAGUCUACAAUGGCUACUCCCAGCAGCCAUCAGGAGCCCCGCCCACCUACCGCGGUCCCCAAGGCGACCAGCGGCGGGUCACGGUAACCCGAACCAAAUCGUGCGGUCCGUUCCUCCCGGUGCAGCAGAGCCAGACUGAUACCCACAAUCCCCCUCUGGUCGCCAUUCAGCCCGACCCCCACCCCCACCUGCUGCCCCCGACCCCCUCAGCUGCCCCCAACCAGGACUCCCAACUGGAGGAGGCCACCAGGAGCCUCCACAAGGCCCUCGCCCUGGAAGGUCUGAGGGACUGGUACCUAAGGAACACCUUAGGCUCCUCGCACCAGAACCAGGCCAAUGGAAAGGUGACUGCAGGGACCAACGGCAGUAAGAUGAAUGGAGGGGUCAAAGGUCAGGCGGGAGGAGGGGGGGCUCUGCAGCGGAGACGGACGACACACGGUGUCAUUCAGCAGUCGGCCUAUCAGACGGAGACAAAUCAUCAUCACGCUGCGCCGCAUCACAAACACACGCUGCCGCAUUCAGCCACGUUCCACGGACACCCGCUGCACGGCAGGUCUGUGGAUGGCUCGCUCUACCACGACUCGUUCCCUGCUCAGAAACAGGAAGUCCCUCUCAGAGAUCCACCAAUGGACCAACCGUCUCCUGGUACUCUGGUCUGACUCACCAACCAAUCACGAUGCUGAGAGGCAGGCAAAGGGACUAAUUCCAGGCUGGCUUCCUGGGAUUAGCAGUAUGAAGGAAUGCGUGUCCAGCUGUCUGAAUCAAACACACCUUUGUCUUGGUCCUGAUGGAUGGAAGUUCCUGAUCGUUCAGGUUGGAAAACCCCGCCCACCUCGGUCCUCGUCUGCCCUCAGGGUCAAGCUUCUGUUUGUAAAAAUGAACCAAACCCCAGACCAGGUCCAACCCUCCUCCCUCCUUUAUCACAGCCAUGUUGGAGGUCCAUCCUCCUCGCUGCUCGGGUCACUGCUGCUCUGCUCGAUGAACUUCUUCUAUCAGGGAUGGACUUUAAGUCAACAGCUGCUUUUCCACCAAAUUCUCCAGGAACAUCAGUUCUACUAGGAACUAAUGACAGGAAAAAGUUCCUGCAGCGCUCUGUGGUCCAAAGAAGGAGAUUGUCCCCUGCAGGCAUUAAAGCCUGGAUUCAGAAAGUAAUCCGUAUCGUUCUGCUUCACCCUGAUUACUGCCACCAAAAGCGUCAGCUGCUGUGGAAGAUGCUACAUUACUGGACUAAUUAGAGAUGUUCACAUGCACAACGUGCCCUGAGAUUUCUCAAACUAUCCUAACGGCUACUUUACUCUGAGGGAUUUUAGUUUCUAAGAUGUAAACAGCGUAAACGGUCGUGGUCAAAUCUUUGGUUCUCUUUGCUCCAGGGAGUCUCAGUUCUCAGAGGAACGAACUCAGCCCGAUGAUCAGUGACCAAAAGCAGCCGUAACUGUUCAGAAAAGAAGGUUCGGGUUCCUACGGUGGCAUCAGACUGAUGCUGAAACACCAGCCACAUGCUGUACGCGUCUUUUCUGAAUACAUUUUAAGAUUUAUUGUUAAAAGCUGCAGAUGGACGAGCCGAAGACGAUUCUCUGCUUUCGUGGAAAUCGUUAUUUCUCAGGCGUUCAGAUUGCAGUUGGAGAUACAGCGUCUCUCAGAGGUUCCUGUUUCUGGGAUAGCUAAAAAAAAAGACUUCUGGAGUCCUUUCAGGGAUGCAGCCAUUUUCUGAAAGGUUUUAGAUUAAAGCAGAAACUUAACAAGGUGUCUGUGGCUCUGUUUCUACACCCUCGUCUUCAGACUGUGCUUAGACAAUCAGACUCUUUAAACACCAACGAGGAGGAGGACAUACCUCCUCUGAAGACAGAUGACAUCACCAGCUACCUGCAGCCAACCAGCAAAGCGUAAAGAGGAACUUUUUGGUGACUUGAUCAGGUGACCUGUCGAUCCCUCAGGUGAGUCCAGGCAGGGAGCGUCGCGGUGAGGUUCUCCAGCGUUCUCCCUGUUUGGACUCAACAUCUCUGCACUAAAACUCGAGCACAGAGUUUACUCCUGACACCAGCUGAACUGUCGCUGCUGCUGUUUGUGGCUUUAAGCAGCUGCAGAGCCCUCGAGUAGAAACCAAACGUGAACAGAACAGAAUAAAUCCUCUGAAGAAGAAGGAGCUUCCCACCUCACUGCUGCAGAGUGACUCACUGAAGCUGACGUGCUCACGAGUCUUCUUCUGAAAAGGGAAACAUUUUCUGUACACGUUAAUUUAUCUGACAACUUUAGAUGCUUGCAAACGGGACACUUUAAGAGCCGAUACAAACUGCUGAAACGUGCACUUGGUUUCUGAAAACUCGACUUUUUAACCGAGUCAAAGGAUUUGAAAUGUGAAUAUCUGACACUUUUCAUUUUAGUAAUUCACUUCUAAUCAUUUUAAGGUUUGGAUAGUUUGUUGGUUUCCACUGCAGGAACAGCGGAGAGGUUUUAUGGUAAAGUUUUUAACUUUAGCAGCACUUUGCAGUGAGAAGUUACAAACACAGAAAGUUGAACUGGACAUUUUAACUGCCAGGCAACACCGUCUGCUCCCCUGGCAGCUGUUUCUUAUCAAAGAGCCAUUUUCACACAUGCAACUCACACAACUUUACUAUGACUUCAGCCCAGAGGUGCAUGUGCAUGUCCAGCUCAGUCAGAUCACAAAUAAACCAGUAUUUAAUUCCCGAGUGCAAAGUCGACACUUUAGCCAAUGCAUGAAUUCUGGUGCAUCAUGGCCUCCUAGCUGCCCAUUCCAGGCAGUUUCCUAACUUAAACCCCUGAGAGUAAUUUACAUGAUCCUGCUGUGUUCUACUUGUGACAAAUGAAACUCAAACACUUGUAGUAUAAACUUAGAAUUUGGACGACUACCACAUAUUUUGUCAGAAGCCUGCCCUGGACGACUCCUUUCAGGGCAAAACAAAAGCACAUGCUCAGUGGUCGAUAACCGCCUCCUUUAGGCAAUGUGCUUGAGAUGGUACAUAUUAAGUGGGGCUCUUUGGCGCUCUUCCACAGGUCACAGAUUCGGUUUAGAAGAUCCUUUUAAGAAAUGUUAAAGGUGAAGCCAUCAGUUUAUCAUUAGAGAUCAAUAGAACAUCAAGACAUCACAGGAAUCCCCUCAAAAUGUUCAACCACUGUGCCAAUAAAAAGCAAAAGACACUAAUUGUUUGGCUGCCAUCCCCUUUGGUGUAGGCUUCUCUCAUUUGGCAGUACGCUGUUUCCAAUACUCUUUUCUAUGGAGCUGAAACUUGGAGGGUUUGGAUUGUGGUAAAAUAUCAUUUUUUAGUUAUUAUGCAUGUGGCAGCCUCCUGAGAUCAGUCGCCUUCAUGCACCACAAACAGCUGCUUCUAUAUUUUCAUAAGGCCUUAACAGUUAGCACACAUUAGCAGAGUGACAGCUGAGAAAGUUGUUUGCAUUUGUGAAAAUUAUAGAAGAAGAAGAGUUAAUGAAUAUUCAAGCCAUUUGGCUCCAGUGACUCCCAUUCAUUGAGGGUUCUGCAUUAACAGGAAGUGUAAAGGCUCUUUGUUGUAUGACUUUGGAACCAAUUCAAGGAAAAUACCUCACAGCUACCCAUAGUUCCUGCAGUGGAAACCCCUCCCCAGUUUCUGUUGUUUGUGUUUUUUUUAAACAGUGAAUCCAGAUUAUGAUCAGCAGAUGAAUCCAUAAUGAAACAGUCAUCAGCUGCAGCUGCGACACAGUUUAUUCUCACAGAAAGACGAAAAUAGUCACGUCUAAGGGAACCGGGAGUUGUUUGAUCAGACACUCGAUUGAUUAAGAGGGAUCGCUUUGGAGGUUUCUGUAUUUGUGGUUUAAAUGAGAUCCAGAUGUGGAGAAACAGCAUCAGCAGCUGGAAAGCUGCAAGACCACUCAGACCUUCUGCCCCAUUCGGAGCCCUCGGUGAAGCCACUGUCCCGCUGAGCUGACCGGGACUCCAGGUCCAGGCCGACUGAAGCAAUAAGAGGAGCUGUUCCAAGUUUCCCUUUGAAAAUUUUAACGCUCUUUCAGGAAAGGGGAAAAAAAAAAAAGCAUUUGCAGUGACAAUCAGGAAAUGUCACAGUCGUCACAGUAGUGACUGGUUAAUUGAUGAAUUUGAAUUUAUUCUGGUUUUUUUCUUUUGUUUUUUUUGGUACUCUGCUUCAGAGAAAUGAUUUUAUGAAAAUGCCCGUGAAUGAAAUGCAGCUUUUUCAGCGCUGUGAAGUCAGUGUUAUUAAUCCAUAAGUUAUUGAUCAGGAUCUGUGUCCACACGUUCCUACUGUCUGUAUUUAUUGAUUGUUGUUCAGCGUGCGGUUGGCUCUGUGUUCUUAAGUUGCAGCUUUGCCUGACCCAGUCCCAGCUUUGUAUUUUUUAAUUCAGCUUCACUGAAACCGGCCUGACCUCCAGCUUCCCCCACAAUGAAGCCGCGGUCACAUGACCCAGUGUGACUACAAACUCAGACCAAGUCGGUAGAUCAGCGAGUGAAGACUUGAGAGGUUAUGAUACAUCAAAGAAAGUUUCUCAGGUCACAGAUUCACUUUAGAAGAAGAUUUUAAGACAUUUUAAAGGUGAAAAACAUCAGAUUUGUGUUCUAUCAGCCUUUUCACAAAAGCAAAAAUCAUAUCUGAUUUAAGUUUGGCUGUCGUCCCCGUUAAUGUAGGCUUCUCCCGUUUAGCUCUAUGGUGUUUCCAACCCUGUACUGUCGAUUUCAACGUGGAUCUCAGACUUACUCAGAGAGCAAACGUCAACUUUAAUUUUGAGGAUCAAGAGAGCUGGAUCUCCAGCUUUCACACAUGACCUCUAGCCCAGAACUGUUCCAGGACUUACCCGAAUACAUAAGCUGGUCUUUAAUCUGCUCCAGCUUUUGGAUGUCUGGUGUCAUGUAGGAGAGCCAUCUUUGAGACAGUCCAGAGUGAUUUGGUGCCUUAUGAAGCUGAAGCUUCAGGCUAUUUUCUAACACUGUUGAAUCAGACAUGAAUGAGUAUUUAACCUGCCAGCUGCCUAGUAAAAGUCAUAGAUAGUGGGUUGUGGGUAUGGCUGAAUAGACCAACUAACAGUAGGGUGCAUUCACCACAAGUGAGAAUAAAUCUAUUUCCAGCAGUGUAAGAAGUUUAAAGUCUGUGUGAAAACAGCUGGAGACCAAAUAGUGUCUUUACUGGAAGAGCCCACAGUGUUAGGAGGAUGAUCUACGCCUGGUUUUCUUUAAAAAAUAACAGGGCUGCCCAUAUUCUCUCCAGUCUCCAAGGAUCAUAUUUUAUCAACCCCAAGCUCUUGUUUAAGGAGAACAUUCGGUGCAAACCAAAUGAAUUUAAGGAAUUCAGCAGCAGGUGAUUUGGGAGAGGCUGGGAAUGUUGUAUCGACCUGGGAGUGAGUAAUGGCCAAAUUUAAAUCAGGUCCAUUUGUUGGCAUUUUUUAGGCACGUUUGCAAAACGUUUCAGUCAUAUUUUGUGUAAGCGACCUCCAGAGAUCCAGGCAGGGUGUUGGAUAGUUUUAUUUUUCUGACUGGAAGUCCGGUCAUGUGACCCUCCGGCUUCAGAAAGUCUCAGCAUGCCCCUCUCCUCACUCCACGCUCACACCAAAGCAGAAACAUGUGAAGAUACGAUGUAAAUACAGCACGCGUGUUCACGACUGUUUGAGCUGCCGUACUGCCCUACCUGUACAUAAUACUGCAGCGCCACUAAAAGUACUGCAUUACUGCAAUACCGGGAGAUAAUGGUGUGGUACCAGUCUGAAUAUUUGUCACAUUCUGUACUCUCCAGUACCAGUAUUAGCUUGAGUGCAGUACUGUACUCCUGUUGUAGUACUGGUAAUGUGCAGAGCCAGUAUUCAGGGACCAGGACUGCAGACGUGCCGACGUCCAGGUUCAGCAGAGCCUCUCUCAACCAAACCCUGUACAGUAUUUUGAUGAUUUAACAUUUAUUUCUUUCUGUGUCUCAGUAUGAGAGUAAAUUUCCUCCAGCUGAGUGAAAUACUUUCAUUUUUAGUUUAAAACUCCGUCUCCUGUACUGCUGAAGUUGUACUAGUCUCCAGUACAGCUUUUUGCAAUGAGGGCCUCCUGCUGCCAUUCAGUGUCCCAGUUCAGGUCCAGGACCAGCUGUAGUACCACUGUGUGGACUGUGCUCUGCUACGAUGCAUUCAGGUGCACUGUGUACAGUCUGGUUUUUUUCUGCUGUACAGGAACUCUGUUUAAAAACAAAAAAAACAAAAACAGGUUUUCUAUUGGUCGUUUAUACUUUUUCCACUCUGAACUCUUUGUGAUGUUUCAUGAUGGAAAUGAAGCUUGGUGUAAAUAAAGCCUGAGGCUGUCAGCAGGCGCUUUUUAAAUAAAGAUUUCGCUUCCUUUA